Ciona intestinalis (vase tunicate) is the source of this 1620-nucleotide messenger RNA. The record is from RefSeq and is a predicted model, not a curated record. NCBI's taxonomy places the organism in Eukaryota, Metazoa, Chordata, Ascidiacea, Phlebobranchia, Cionidae.
UUCGAUUUUCCGUAUUUUUUAAUUUAAAUAAUUACCGCCUCAAGCGGAAAAAAUUUCCGUCUUCUUUGUAUAGUCCCAUGUAUAUUAUACGAGAGGAAAUCUUGUCAUGGAACGAUUCUAAAAAGAAUGUAACAGGUUCAAACAAUUUUCAUAUAUCUCCCAACAAAAAUCCAAUUUAUAUGUUUGGUUGUCUCCACAUAAAAGUAUCAUCAAAAACUGGAGAUUUUGAUUUUGGUUUAAGUUCCAGCAGAGAAUCGGUUGAUUCGUCAUGGUUUACAUGGAUAAUGUCAAUUGGACAAAUAUUCAAAACGAAAGUUUCUUCAAGUUCGGUGACUAAAGAGAAUUGUGUUUCCCCAUACAAUGCAAUAUUUCUUACAAUUAAAACUCAUGAACAAAAUCAGACGUUUGAUGUGGAAACUCACUUAAAGUAUAUUGACAUGACUUGUUGUGUGUUGUUUAUUAUUGGCAUCACAAUGUUCUACAUGGCGUCUGCUAUGGCAAGUUCUGUUGUUUUCUACUACACUACUGGAGUAAGCAUUGGUGUCAUUGGAUCUCUUAUUGUUCUUGUGUUUAUUAUCAGCAGAUACUUACCCAAGAAACCAGCAGCAUACGGGACACUUAUUUUUGGAUGGUCUUUCUGUGCUUGGAUAUUUACAAAGAUACAAAACAAUUUAUACGACCUAAUUAAAAACCAUUAUCUAUUUUGUCUUGGUUAUGUGUUUAUAUCAGGUUUUAUAAGUUUCGCUGCAUGUUAUAAACAUGGUGCUAUUAUUGAUCGGCGCUCUCAGGAUAUAAUCCAAUGGUUCAUACAAUGUGUAGCGUUGUUACUGAUAUACAACGCGAGUCAACUUCACAAAGUCUCGCUGUCAAUCAUCACAAUUAUAAUGAUUACUGAAGCGUGGAGAGUACCUUGGUGCAAAGCAUGUUUGGUUUGCAAUUUGUUAAAAAUCUUAAAAGAAUAAUUACUCAAUUGGAUGCUUGGUAGUUAUGGUGACCCUCCUCCACCAAAACUGUUGAGCGAAGAUGAAUAUUAUAUUCAGGGAAAGAUAGAAACACAAAAAGCACUUGAAGAAUUAAAACAAUACUGCAGGAGUCCGCAGUGCUCACCAUGGAAAACAUUGAAUAGAAUUGAUUCCCCAAAAAGGUUUGCAAGUUUUAUUGAAGGAGACAGCCACAUAUUAGAGUCCGAGAUGACAUUGUAUGAAGAGGACAUGCAAUUAUUGAUGGAUGAGGAGCAAGCGCUGAUUGAUAAUUUUAUCUCAGAGGAUGAAAGUGAAGAUCAGAUCAAGUUAAAUGAUGAAACAACAGAAGAGGACAUGGGUUUUGCAGAAGAUGUCUAAUAUUAAGUGACCAUGAUAAAAUAUUUAUGCUACUUUUUGCAUAUGGCUGCCACCUACCACUACAUGUUGAUGUACGACAUUUGACAAAAGACUUCACUACAAAUUUCUUACAACAUUCUGUGAUGUGAAGAAGAUAUAUUUAUCUUACUGUGUCGUUUCAUUGUGUUUUUUUAAUAAAUUAAUUUCAAUUUAUUCAGAGUAUUUAAGCCAAACUUUCUUAUUAGCCAGUUAUCCACCACAUGUAUGUGCCCUUGUACAUUAUUUCCAUACAUUUUUUUGC